Molecule: messenger RNA, 1260 nt
Organism: Mizuhopecten yessoensis (Yesso scallop)
Lineage: Eukaryota; Metazoa; Mollusca; Bivalvia; Pectinida; Pectinidae
Product: threonine aspartase 1-like
Exons: 13
Coding region: 77-1219 (380 amino acids)
Biological process (GO): protein maturation
Molecular function (GO): threonine-type endopeptidase activity
Source: RefSeq, a predicted model, not a curated record
UGGGAUUUCCCUUCCGGUUCAAAAAUUGACGAUCCGCGACCUUUCACAACACGUGUGUUUUGUUUAUGCUAAAACGAUGACUGGAGUCUUCAUUGCUGUUCAUGCAGGUGCAGGCUACCACUCCAGGGACCGGGAAUCAGAGUACAAGAAAGCUUGUGCUGAAGCAUGUUCUAAGGCACAUGGAGUACUGACAACUGGAGCUUCAUCUCUGGAAGCAGUCAUGGCUGCAGUUAUCUCCCUUGAGAACUGCCCUCUGACUAACGCAGGCACUGGGUCUAGCCUGACAUUAGAGGGAGAGGUGGAAUGUGAUGCCAGUAUUAUGGAUGGAAGGUCACUGUUGUAUGGAGGUGCUGGCUGUGUUACAGGUGUGAAAAAUCCUAUUCUUGUAGCCAGAUCUUUACUUGAUGAACAAAAGAAAGGAUGUCUGUCUCUUGGAAGAUUACCUCCAAGUGUGUUAGUUGGUGAAGGAGCACGCAAAUGGGCACAGGAUAAUGGAGUCGAGCUGAUCGAAAACAAACAACUGAAAACAGAUUCCUCAUUGAAAACUUAUGCUUCCCACAAAAGGAAACUAGAGCAACAUGAGGAAAGAAUGAGGAGGAAGAGAGCAAAAUGGCUGACUGUACCUUCUUCCAAGGCCUGUAAUGAGGAAGAUACACCUCUUCCUUGCAUCAGUGAAGAUGUUCAGGAUACUGUAGGAGCUGUUGCCAUGGAUUCUGAAGGAAACAUGUCUGCUGCUGUGUCUAGUGGGGGUAUCUCGCUGAAACACUCCGGUAGACUUGGCCCUGCUGCCAUGUACGGUGCAGGAUGCUGGGCGCACAACUGGAAAUCUGACAAAAAGGCAGGGGUGGCCGUUGCAACAUCAGGAAGUGGAGAACACCUGAUGCGAACCCUGUUUGCCCAGAAGUGUGCCGAGUGUGUACAGACACAGGACAGUGGAAGUCUGGGGGUCAGCACUGCCUUCCGUGACCACUUUCUAGAGUCUGACUACCUAGCCAGUGUUACACAGAAGUUGGGAGGGGUACUUGCACUGAGACAGGACAAGGAAGAAGGUUCAGCUAUCAUGUUGGAGGUGAUCUGGGGUCAUACAACUGAGAGUAUGUGUGUUGGAUACUGGGGAAGUGAUACACACAAACCAAAGGUACUGGUAUCCAGACUUCCAGAGAACAGUGAAGCAGGAAAAUCGUUUAAAAUGGAGGGAAAAGUUUUCUCUGUGACAUAAUCACACAGUUUCUGUGAUACAAUAUAAUUGUGAUAUUAAUA